Molecule: messenger RNA, 1680 nt
Organism: Cyprinodon variegatus (sheepshead minnow)
Lineage: Eukaryota; Metazoa; Chordata; Actinopteri; Cyprinodontiformes; Cyprinodontidae
Gene: trmt61b
Product: tRNA methyltransferase 61B
Exons: 7
Coding region: 198-1607 (469 amino acids)
Biological process (GO): tRNA methylation
Cellular component (GO): tRNA (m1A) methyltransferase complex
Source: RefSeq, a predicted model, not a curated record
UUAUGACGCUCCUGACACGUGCCUUUGAAGCAGUGACCUCUUCUCUUUUGUAAACAGACGCUGGUUGUAAUUUUUCAUGUAAGUUUCCAUUUUCCACCCCUGUAAUGUAUUUGUGAUGUGAUUAUUUUAUGUUGUGUUCUUUCCUGUCUGACUAUAAAGGAGAUAAUUGAAUAGUUUCAGUGAUAAAGCUGACAGUGAUGGCUGGGCAUGCAGCCCUCAGAUGUGACUUUUUGCUUAGACUGCUGACAUCUUCCAGAUCCAUUCAGACUCUCCUCUGGAACAGAGCUGUGUUUGGGAGAAACGUUGAAAGUAUUUGCAGCAGGACAUUUUCCACCGCUUCAAUAAGGUCUAAUCAGGAUGAUGGACAGAGUUCAGACUCCAUGCAGACACAAAGGCAGGCUCACCUGUUUAGGAGGAGGCGGUCCCUAUCCCCCCUGGAGAGGAUCAGCAGUCUGCUGCCUGAGGAUGCACUGAGCCCAGAGGUGAUGCAGCUGAGAGGUAAAGAGCAGCAAGAAGAGAGAUGUGAUCCUGUGAUAGUCACUGAAGAGGACUGUCUGCAGACGCAGAGAGACCCUGAUGCAGUAGAAGAGCCAAACGCUACAGGCUUUCAGCGUGCGGGGGGACAGGUGCACCCCUGUCUUUUAGGGGAGAGCUUGCUCUCGUUCGGGGAGCUGCUUAUCGCAGAGUUCAGGAAGAAGAGACGGGUGGAGUUCAGGAAGAUGUUCCAGCUUCAGCCAGGGGCCCGCCUGCACAGCAGCUGGGGGGUCAUCAUGCACGAUGAUCUAGAAGGGCAGCCAGCAGGCCGAUUCAUGAAAACCAGCAGGGGCGUCCCCAUCUUUUUCCGGCGUGCCAGUCUCGAAGACUACGUGCUGCAUAUGAAGAGAGGACCUGCCAUCUCCUAUCCAAAGGAUGCUGCCAACAUGCUGCUGAUGAUGGACGUUAUGGAGGGAGACUGUGUGCUGGAGUCAGGCUCCGGGUCUGGAGCAAUGUCCCUGUUUCUGUCCAGAGCAGUUGGUUCUAAAGGUAGCGUUCUGAGCGUGGAGGUCCGGGAGGAUCAUCACAGAAGAUCGUUAAAAAACUUUGAGCGCUGGAGGACGUCCUGGGCUCUGCGACGAGGCCAGGAGUGGCCGGAGAACGUAGAGUUUCAGAACGCCGACCUCUGCACAGCCUCGUCGCUCCUGGCUGGACGAGGUUUUCACUCGGUUGCUCUGGACCUGAUCCACCCCCACCUGGUUUUGCCCGUCGUGCUGCCACACCUGCAUCCUGGAGGCGUGUGCGCCACUUACCUCGCAAAUAUAACGCAGGUCAUUGAUCUGCUGGAGGGUCUCCGGUGUUCUGAGCUUCCUUUUCUGUGUGAACGCAUCGUUGAGGUUCCAGUCCGGGACUGGAUGGUGGCCCCCGCCCUGCAGAAAGAUGGACAAUACUGCGCCAGGAAAGCUCCAGACCUGGGCGAACCUCUGAGGAGCGAAGAGGAAGCUUCAGUUGGAGCCGAUGAAGAGGACGGCGUGGGGCCAGCGUUUGGCAGCGUUCCAUAUAUUGCCAGACCUCAUCCCGAACAGAUGAGCCACACAGCAUUCCUGGUUAAACUGAGGAAGUUUGUGAAAUAGCUGGAGCCACUGAAGACCCCUGGAAACUAACGAUUAUUUAAGAGUUAAAUAAAAAGUAAAAAACUGAUGCAAA